Pichia kudriavzevii is the source of this 2727-nucleotide messenger RNA. RefSeq lists its product as uncharacterized. Gene Ontology annotation, cellular component: nucleus. Gene Ontology annotation, molecular function: zinc ion binding; DNA binding; DNA-binding transcription factor activity, RNA polymerase II-specific. The record is from RefSeq and is a predicted model, not a curated record. The transcript has a single exon. The coding region runs from base 1 to 2727 and encodes 908 amino acids. NCBI's taxonomy places the organism in Eukaryota, Fungi, Ascomycota, Pichiomycetes, Pichiales, Pichiaceae. Gene Ontology annotation, biological process: regulation of DNA-templated transcription; DNA-templated transcription.
AUGGGCAAGGUGAGAAGAAACCGUAAAAUCAGAACCUGUGAGUACUGCUAUAAUCACAAGCUCAAGUGUGAUCGAGAAAACCCAUGCAGCACCUGUAUCCGCAGAAAGCAAGAUUGCAUCUACCAUUUCAAAGAAAAGAAUGACAAUAGCAGAAGUGAACAAAACGAUAUGAAAGAUUCAGACAGUGGUAUCAACGAUGACUUUAUGUUUUCCGAAAAAGGAAGCGGAACAUUAAAGGACGGAGAAGAAGAAGACUUUAAACUUAGAUCCAAUGUGCAAUUUACGUCCACCAACGAUAAAUCAUCGUUGUAUUACUCUAGGGCGUUUCUUCCCUAUCUGGAGCCAAGUCUAAAUAGGAUAUGUCUGUUUAAAAUGAGCGAAAUGGGAGAGUCGGGCUACACAAAGAACGACUUUUCACAUGUUGGCACUUAUGAUUUCCAAAAAUUUGGGCUCCAGUUAUCCUUCAAAACGUUGGCACAACAGUAUCCUUUAAAGGAAGAAUUUGAUGAAAUAGUAGAUAUAUACUGGAGAAACAUUCAUCCAAUUAUUCCUGUCAUUGAUAAAGAGACGACAAUGGCGAAAUAUCACGAAUUUUGGAAUCUAUUCAAUGACAAAGAGAAGCAGGUCUUCGACAUCGAUUCUGGUGUGUUGUUCAUUGCCAUGAUGUUGGCAGUUCUAACGUCCUUAGAAGUCGUUGAAAAGGAUGCCGAGAGAUUAAGGAACAUCAAGGAGAGGAAAAAUAGAGCAUUUGAAACUUUUGAGAAAUUCAGACUAAUCUUUGGUCUCAGUACAAACCCAAAUUUGGUGUAUAUUCAAUCUUCGAUUAUUAUCCUUCAGAGCAGUUGUAUGUAUUAUUUGGGCAUUUUCACAUUUACGGCUGUAAUUGCAAGACAGGCAGAGUAUAUGGGGUUACAUAGAGACCCAAUCUUACAUGAUAUAAUUCCUAACAAAAAAAGCGUACGUCAAAGUCAAAUUAGGAGAACUGUGUGGCACUACGUUAGGUUUUUAGACACUUCUUCUUCUGUCAUUACAGGUAUGUCACCACAUAUGAUCAUGGUCAAUGGCUCUACAAACUUCCCUUCAAAAAGAGACUAUAAUCCAUCCACUAAAAGAUUUGAUGGUGAUUUAAAUCCAUUCAUGAUAUUCACAAUUUGUAGGUUUAAAAGUUCAUUAGUCAUGGAGACCAUAUUACAUUACUUAAAUUCGGAUUUCUCAAGUGACCAAGAGAAACUCUUAAGAUGGGAUAGUAUUUCUAAAACUGUUACUGCACUAUAUCAAGAUGUUUACACAUUAGUGUCAGAAAUUUUCAGUUGUGCAAAAGACAAUAGGUACUCUAAAAAGCUAUGUAGAUGGCUAGUUGCAUAUUCCGCUACUGCAGUUCAUCAGGUAUAUCUAUUUCAUAGAGCGUGUGAUCGAAGACCAUAUUCUCAUCAUAACCGAGUCAUUGUAAAACCACGAGGACCAAGUUCUUCGAACUUAUCCGAUUUCAGCCACAUAAAAUCCCUGGAAGAAUUUUAUGAACAAAUAUUAACCAUUAGAAUGCCAUACUAUGAGACCACCGUUGAGGUAAGUAUACUUUUCCUAUAUGAAAGUCGAAUCAGGGUCGACAUGUCGGACGAAUUAAGUAAAUUCAAGUGGUUCAAUAAAAAUGCAAAUCCUUUACAAUAUAUCUACUUUGUUAUACGAGAUUUGUACCAUUACCCUUCCAAAAGGUAUACUUUUGAAUCACUACCACAAGAAAUAAAACUGUUUAUAUUUGAAGAUGAACUGCUCAAAUAUGAUGGGGAUGUUAGAAUACUAGCGCUCGAUUAUGCAAUGAAUGCGCUGAAAGACUUGAAAGAAUUUUGGACUGAACUUCUAACUGACUUUAUGGAUUGUCUAAUAGAGUUGAAAAAUUUUGUUUACAACCACCUUAAAAAUUCCACCUCUGGUGCCCCUGGUAAUGAAGAUAAUUCAUCAUCCAAAGCUCAACAUUAUCCAAAUCCUUAUCCUCCAGGUCUAGAUCCAAGAGAGCCAUUUGAUUUGCAGAAGUAUCAGAAUAUCAUGGAAAUUGUUGGAUCACUCGGGGGGCAGGAAAGUCCAAUCGAGAGAAACAAUCCCAAUAAUUCUAAUGAAUUUCAACAAGCAAUUAACAGAAAUGGUAGUAUAGGCUCGAACCCGCGAGCGAUGUCUACUUUUGUCGAUCAGAAUACCACUUCCGACGCAAAUCCUUACUUUCCACAGACAUUUGGAGUACCUUCACAAACACAACCUUCUCUUUUCUCUCAGGUGAACCAACAACCGUAUGGUGCACAUGUGCAGCAUCUACAUGUUUUGCCCAUUCUACAACCCUCUCCUGUCCACCAAAGAGGACCAGCACUUGGACAUUUCAACGCUGCAAAUGGACCCAUUAGUCAGAUGUUUCCACAACCAUCUCCACUUAAUAGCUAUGCAGCCGACAACGCAUCAAUGCCUAUGAUGAAUCAUGUAUAUCAAACCAAGAAUCCUAACCACAGCACUAUGAACCAUACCAUGAACCAUAACAUGAACUAUAACAUGAACCAGACCAUGAACCAUAACAUGAACCAGACCAUGAACCAUAACAUAAACAGUGACAUGAGCAAUGCUGUGAGUCAUACCACGAGCCAAGCAACCAACAACGAUUUGAGCCACGACAUGAGCACCCCGAUGGACUUGAACAGCCAGUCAAUUACAGAUACCUACGAGUCUGUUGAAAGGAAGCCAUGA